GGUCGGUGGAAUAUCAAAUAAUAUCUUCAAAGAUCAAAAUAAGAACAAUUUUUCAUGAAAUAAAUUAAAUGUUGGAGAUAGGAACGAAAAUUCUUGAGCUACCGGCGUUAAAAUAAGAUAAAUAUCUCAUUUUCCGACAAUUUUUUCAUUAUUCUUGAAUUAAUUUUUGUAGGCCAUACGUAAUCGUCACUGUUUUAUUACAUUAUCAAGUUGUUAUCAAGACAUACAGCGUGAUAGAUAGCGACAAUCCAGUUCAAUUGUCUUCCCCCACUCGUUUUCAACAUCGUUUGUAAGACCCUGUAGUUACAAUCAUAAGCGGAAAACUCAGCCAGUUCUCCUGAAAUGAAAUAACACUUAACUUGUCAGAUUACAUUCGUUUAAUCUCACAAUUAUUUUUUAAUAAUUUUCAACAGCUCAAUAUCAAAAAAUUAUUUUGUUACAAUGGCUGACGAAUCGUACAUUUUGAAGCCAGGUCAGCUAAUCAAAGCACAAAUAAACGAAGAAGAUGUGAAGCAAUUGCUCAAAUUACGCUAUGGUUUUGAAGUGAGUCAAGUUACCGAACUCGAUGCCUACGACGAUCGCAACUAUCGAAUACUUUGUAAAACAGUAAACAAUCCUCAUAUUUCGUCGUUGGCCGAAGAUGGAUAUGUUUUUAAGAUUAUUAACUCAUUAGAUUCACAAAAAAUAGGAUUUUUCGAAGCUCAGAAUGAACUGCUUGUCUACCUCAACAAAAAAAAUUUUGUUUGUCCAAUUCCAGUUAAACAAAUUAAUGGAUCCUAUUACUCUGUCGAAAGUAUUGGACCCGAAGGUCAACGACAUCUUUUGCGCCUUCUGAAAUAUAUACCAGGAGACGUUUUACAAAAUUCUCCAAAAUGCCCGGAACUAUUAAAACAAGUGGGAUUAUUUACCGCUAAAUUUGACGAUGCUUUGAAAGAUUUUUCUCAUCAAGCUUAUGAAAUUCAAAAAUCGCUCUGGUCGCUUGAGUCAAUUCCUAAACUUCGUGACUUUGUUCAUGUUCUCAAAAAGAGCACGGAGAUUAAAAUAAUUGAAGAAAUUCUUCAUACUUUCGAAAAUCGUGUAAUACCAUUAUUAAACAAGUUAGAAGUUGGUAUUAUUCACGGAGAUUUAAAUGAAAAUAACAUAAUUGUAAGCAAAGGUGGAAAAAGCGUUGAGGCCAUCAUUGAUUUCGGCGAUUCGCAUAAAAGUUGUUUGGUAUUUGAAUUAGCAAUAUGUCUCUGCUACAUGAUAACUCAAUAUGAAAAUAUUGAAUGUGCCAAACAUGUUAUUGAAGGGUACAGAAUGAUUCGACAGCUCACGCACCAAGAAGUUGAGAUACUCAAAUUGUGCGUGUGCGCAAGAUUUGCUCAAAGUUUAGUCAUGGGUACAUAUUCUUAUCUAAAAGAACCUCAGAAUCACUAUUUAAUUAGAACACACUCACUCAAGUGGCGUUUGCUCAAAGAACUGUGGUGUAUGAAAGAUGAAGAAGCUUUAAAACUUUGGAACAUUAAACUAUGAUUCGUGAUUAUUUUUUAAGUUGUAUUUUCAGACAUACAUAACAUGUUUGAUUUUUUUAUGAAUCCACGUAAACGAAUUAGAAAUAUCAAGAAUUUCAUUCAUUUUAAAGCCUCUUUGGAUCAAUUUGAGAAAGAAUGUAAUAUAUUUCAGACUUUUUGUUCUAUAAACUUUUUCUCUAAACUCGAUAGUUUAUGAGAUAAAAAAUAA
Messenger RNA from Trichogramma pretiosum, 1722 nucleotides. RefSeq names its product hydroxylysine kinase. Gene Ontology annotation, molecular function: amino acid kinase activity. The transcript is spliced from 2 exons. Bases 442 to 1515 code for a protein of 357 amino acids. Lineage: Eukaryota; Metazoa; Arthropoda; Insecta; Hymenoptera; Trichogrammatidae. The record is from RefSeq and is a predicted model, not a curated record.